Aureobasidium musti is the source of this 1323-nucleotide messenger RNA. The record is from the annotation of a GenBank genome assembly. NCBI's taxonomy places the organism in Eukaryota, Fungi, Ascomycota, Dothideomycetes, Dothideales, Saccotheciaceae.
AUGGCCCUCCACCGUGGCAUCCAAUCCGCCAUAUUCUACUACCUAUCAUGUGCCCCCUGUACCGGCUACUCAUACCGCAAGAAGAGAAGAAAGGAGGCCGACCGUGAUCGCAUUGCCAAACAUGCUCUUGAGAUGGAACAACCAGGCCUCUAUCGCCAUCCUAGCCCCUUUGCGACAAACGUUCACUGGCAGACCGAGAUCGACCUUGGUCCCAGUCCCGCACCUGGAAAGCGUCGAGGUCAGAAGAAGGGUCGCGUACGGACAAGUGACGAGAACGCUAGCAACGUCGCAAGCAGUGUCAAUCUCGGCCUGACGCAGAACGAGAGCAACGACAGCACAUGGAAUCUGCGCAAUUGGCAACGGGACGAUGACGAUGAUGACAACUACUGGGGCUCCAACUAUCCCUAUAGAAACAGCCGUCGACCCUCGACCAAUGGUGCCAGCACCGUCAGCCGUCCCCUUACUGCUCGCACAGCCACUACGAAUCGAUCAGCUGCGACCAGUUAUUAUUCCGCUUCGAACCCUCCCAUCAACGAACUACAUCCCCCAAUCGUCACACGUAUGGACACCAGCGCCGAUGUCAUGUGGAUGCUGCAACCUCCGCCUCCUGCUCGUACCGCUCGAGGUGGGUCAAGGACUACCCUUGCGAGGGNNAGCGAUAGCGGCGCUAGCAGACCCAGCACAAGGCGAGCCACAAAUGAGAAUCUCUCGCGACAAGUCAGCCAGCGCAUCGUCGACGAGAAGCUACGGAACGGUCAAUCACCUUCUGUGGACAGCCUGAAUCCAACAUCAUCAACAGACGACUUGAAGACGUCAAGGCGACGCAGGCCGCCGCCGCCUAUCAAUAUACAAGAAGAUUCGUCUAAUCCUCGCGCUCUCAUACCUGUUGGACCUCCUGUGACAGACUCACGACCUAAGAAUUCACCAAACAACCAUCUUCUCCCUCCGCAUCCUCUAUCUCCCGUACUGUCAGCCAAGUCCUCUGAGCGUUCUCGCAGUCGAAGUCGUAAGCGCAAUUCUUCGGCCGAGGACCGCAAACCCCGCNCGAAUGACAUGAAGCGUCAGGAUAGCUCCCUCAACGUUCUGCAAGAACUUGUGCCGGCCAAUUCACUGCUUAAUGCUCAGAAACUAACCAAGGCUCCUUCCUUCGAGGCUCGCAUUGAACUCCCUACAGCCGAUCAAUAUGAAGAGAUGAUGCUGCUAGGCAGUGGCAAGGCAGGCUUCGAUGACUGGUACGAGAACAAGGACUUUGGUACUUUCAAUCAGUGGGCUGCCGAGAGAGUGCGCCGAGAUGUGACUGCCCGCUGGAGCGUGGACUUCUAA